CGCAGGCAGAUGGCGUGUGUGCCGGAGAGCUGAGCUGGAAGACAGGCAUGGAGGGAGCUAUGACAGCUGUGGCUGUGCUACUGGCUCUGACUGUGCGCUGGGCCGUGUCCCUGUACCCCUACUCAGGAGCCAGAAAACCGCCCAUGUAUGGGGACUAUGAAGCCCAACGACACUGGCAAGAAGUCACACUCAACCUACCAACCCACCAAUGGUACUUCAACUCAACCGGCAAUGACCUGUUAUACUGGGGUCUGGAUUACCCCCCUCUGACGGCCUAUCACAGCCUCCUCUGCGGGUACAUAGCCCGUGCCAUCAAUCCAGACUGGGUGACCUUAACUUCGUCCAGAGGGUACGAGAGCCCCCAGCACAAGCUGUUCAUGCGGGCGACCGUUCUGGUUGCCGAUUUGAUCAUUUACAUCCCUGCGGUUAUCCUGUAUUGUUCCUACCUGAAAGAAACUACCAAAAGAAAAAUGAUGUCUCUGCUGUGCAUUCUCCUCUAUCCCGGCCUUAUCCUCGUAGACUACGGGCAUUUUCAAUAUAACUCUGUGAGUCUGGGUUUGGCCUUGUGGGGGGUCAUCGCUCUCUCGCGCGGAUGGGAUGCGCUGGGCUCGCUGGCAUUUUGCUUUGCGUUAAACUACAAACAGAUGGAGCUGUACCACUCCCUGCCGUUCUUCUGCUAUCUCCUGGGGAAGAGUUUCCGGAAGGGAAUUAUAGGCUGGGGGUUCCUCUACCUGCUCAAGAUCGGAGCGACCGUCGUUGGCACUUUCGCCCUUUGUUGGAUGCCGUUCCUGACAGACGGCGAGCAAAUCUUUCAAGUCCUCCGGAGGCUGUUCCCCGUGGGCCGCGGCCUCUUUGAGGAUAAAGUGGCCAAUGUAUGGUGCAGUCUGAGCGUCCUGUUUAAAAUUAAAACUGUGUUGUCAGCGGAGAACCAAUUACAUAUCAGCUUUGCCUGCACCCUGCUGGGGCUUCUGCCGACUUGUCUCAAAUUAACUAUGAACCCGACUCUCAGGGGCUUCAAACUUUCCAUGGUGAACUGCGCCUUGUCCUUCUUCCUUUUCUCCUUCCAAGUCCAUGAAAAGUCCAUUCUCCUGGUGUCCUUGCCGGUCUGCUUCCUCCUCGGUGAGCUUCCUCUGAUGUCUACGUGGUUUUUACUCACAUCCACAUUCAGCAUGCUGCCGCUCCUGCUGAAGGAUGGGCUACUGGUGGCGUACAUCAUCACAACGCUAGCGUUCCUCCUCGUGACCGCCGCCUGCCUGUCCUUCCAUGAGAAAACCUCGGAAGAUGCUCUGAAGCUGAAAGGUUUCUGUGUCUCUAUAAGGAGAUGUGUGUCCUGGUUCACGGUUCCAGGGAGUCUGCUCCGUCUGCUGCUAUUCCUCUCCUUGUCGACGAUGGCCGUCCUGACCGUUGGAAGCUGCGCCUUGACUCCUCCCCCUGCACUCCCCGACCUUUUCCCAGUGCUUAUAUCUUCCGUCUCCUGCGCCCACUUCCUCAUGUUCUUUCUCUACUUUAAUAUCGUUCAUCUAUGGGACAGAACAAACGAGCAAAGCAAGCAGAAAAUAUCCUAAAUUCUUCUUCUUUCUUUUC
Messenger RNA from Nanorana parkeri, 1584 nucleotides. It is a transcript of the gene ALG6, whose product is annotated as ALG6, alpha-1,3-glucosyltransferase. Gene Ontology annotation, cellular component: endoplasmic reticulum membrane. Gene Ontology annotation, molecular function: dolichyl pyrophosphate Man9GlcNAc2 alpha-1,3-glucosyltransferase activity. Bases 48 to 1565 code for a protein of 505 amino acids. Gene Ontology annotation, biological process: protein N-linked glycosylation. NCBI's taxonomy places the organism in Eukaryota, Metazoa, Chordata, Amphibia, Anura, Dicroglossidae. The record is from RefSeq and is a predicted model, not a curated record. The transcript has 14 exons.